CACUUUUACCACAAAUCUAAUAUACCCCAAUACUCAUUUUGAGUAUCGGGUAUAAAAAUGGGAGGAGAUCUGAACGCCAGCAUUGUUGCGCCGGACUACCACCCACCGCCAGUGAAGUCAUCGUUACCAAGGUUGUCGCUACCCACUUUCGACGGAACAUAUGCAAACUAUAAGAAUUUCAUUCACUCGUUCGAGCAAAUUGUUGUGCGUGAGUCUGGAUUGUCUAAUAUAGAAAAGUUUAAUUAUUUGCUGACCUGCCUCACGGGGCCGGCAUUAGAUACAAUUCAGGCAUUCCAGGUUACAAGCGAAAACUAUCCGAAGGCCCUAGCAAAACUCAAAAGCCGUUUUGAUAAUCCUACUCUUAUAUUUUUAGAAGGUAUUGAGGCAUUGUUUGCACUACAACCUGUAGAAAGGUCAAACAGUCAGCAGCUUCACAGCCUAGUGGAUAAGGCAUCCGCUAUAUUAAGCUCGCUGGAGUCCAUCGGCAAACCUGAGAACAUUGUUCACGCUAUGGUUAUAUAUAUUAUAAUGGAAAAGUGUGAUCAGCAAGCUCGGAACAAGUGGAAGGAAUCGCAGGACUACAAAACUCUGCCAACCUGGCUAGCAUGCACACAGCUUUUGGAACGCCACUGUCAGUUUCUCCAUUCGUCUGGAAACUCGGCUGCUACUUCGUCACAACGAAAGGCUGAAUCCAAUAAGUCAAAUCGUCAUUCUAAUCACCAAAUAAACUCGUCGUGUGCUAUCACUAAUCCGUCUUGUACACUUUGUUCUAGUUCUGGCCAUAAGAUCUCUAAUUGCGCUCAGUUCAAGGCUAUGAACAGCAACCAACGGUACGACAAUGCAAAACGCCUCGGUCUCUGCAUCAAUUGUCUUGGAAAUGGUCAUAGAGUGGCGCAAUGUUCAUCGACUCAUCGUUGCCGAUCCUGUAAUCGGAAUCAUCAUUCAUCUUUGCAUCACUCUCAGCCGCAACAGCCACCCCAAUCAUCAGCAGGACAAUCUUCAACUACUGAACCGGUACUCCAACCAGCGCAACCCUCCUGGCAAACGGCUCAUCAAGCUGCUUCACACUCUCAUAUGGAGAUCGCAGCAGAUGAUCAAAUUUUGUUGGCAACAGCUAUGGUUUUGGUAAAGGAUGCCACAGCUUCGCCUUCGUCGUGAAAAACACCACAUUGGAAUUCGCAGUAUAGGAGACUCCCUUACUAGUUUGAAGGCUCGUACGACUACCUCUAUUAAGUCACGUACUUCCGGCUAUCAGCUCACUCUCCAGUUUGGAAUCACAUCCCAUAUUGCCUACCAGCCAGAUAGUGAGAUCGACAUAUCGAAUUGGAACCUACCAGCUAACACUCCAUUGGCUGACGAAUCGUUCUAUAGGACUAAACGUAUUGAUUUGUUACUGGGGACCGAAG
Messenger RNA from Drosophila miranda, 1406 nucleotides. RefSeq lists its product as uncharacterized. Gene Ontology annotation, molecular function: zinc ion binding; nucleic acid binding. The transcript is spliced from 2 exons. The coding region runs from base 58 to 1158 and encodes 366 amino acids. Lineage: Eukaryota; Metazoa; Arthropoda; Insecta; Diptera; Drosophilidae. The record is from RefSeq and is a predicted model, not a curated record.